Prosopis cineraria is the source of this 1376-nucleotide messenger RNA. RefSeq names its product dehydration-responsive element-binding protein 1D-like. NCBI's taxonomy places the organism in Eukaryota, Viridiplantae, Streptophyta, Magnoliopsida, Fabales, Fabaceae. The transcript is spliced from 2 exons. Gene Ontology annotation, molecular function: DNA-binding transcription factor activity; DNA binding. Bases 41 to 616 code for a protein of 191 amino acids. Gene Ontology annotation, biological process: regulation of DNA-templated transcription. The record is from RefSeq and is a predicted model, not a curated record.
CCCAUUCUCCGUUCAACGUAAACCGCCUCUCCACAUAUUGAUGAUGAAUAAGAAGCGAAGGGCAGGAAGGAAGAAGUUCCAAGAGACUCGUCAUCCAACAUACAAAGGCGUCAGGCAGAGAAACGGCAAGUGGGUGUGCGAGCUUCGACAACCUAACAACAACAAGGCGCGCUUGUGGCUCGGCACUUUUGCUAACCCUGACAUGGCAGCCGUAGCCCAUGAUGUUGCUGCUCUUGCCUUCAAGGGCGAUUCCGCAUCCUUAAAUUUCCCUGACGCUGCUCCCUCCUUGCCUCGCCUCAAUCCGCUCACCUCCUCCCUCAGAUCCAUUCAGUUUGCCGCCAUGGAAGCGGCUGGGAAGUUUCUUUGCGGCGACGAUGCUGGGAAGAACAUCUCUGCUCUGUCUUCGACCUGCAACCUUGAGUGCUCGGAAGCAUUAGAGGAAGAAGGGGACGCGGAGGCGAGGAGCAUGUAUUGGGAUGAAGAGGAGGUGUUUAACAUGCCCGAACUCAUGAACAGUAUGGCAGAAGGGUUGAUCAUGACACCACCGGCCUUGCAGAGAGGCUUCAAUUGGGAUGACAUCGAAACCACCACCGACUUGACUCUCUGGGAAGACUGACUCCCAAACCCCUAAAACUCGUUUACUUGCAUCUGUAGAAAGUUUCAGCGCUUGCAUCUUCAUUCUCUACUCGUGCGUGUUCCUUUUCUUGCUGUUUACCUCGACAUUUCUACGGCCAAAUAUGCUGUAUUUGUUUUUCUGCAAAAUCCAGAGACUUUUCGAUGAUACUUUUGAUGGUUUCGUCAGCUAACCAGAUGAAUCUGAGAAGGAGAGAGCAUUCUUCGAGUCAUAGCGAAUCGGAAUGCCCACGGACAUGGAAAAGGAUUUUGACUUCAUGUCAUUUCAUUUGAUCAGAAUGAGAUGUACUAUUAAACAAAUACCAGGCAGCAGGAGUCGCUAAAUUCAAUCCAUCCCAAACUGGGCUUUGUUGAUUCUCUCCGUCUUAUGGGAGUUUUUGGUCAUUGCCAAGAGUGUGGGUGUUUGGGAGAAUUACUAGGGUUUUUGUAGAUGUGGAUGGGUCGUGACUUAAUGGGGACUUGGGCAACUACAAUUAAGGAGAGGAUAUGGGCGACGGGCAGGAAGAAGGCAAUGGUCAAGUGGUGUGGAGGAAGAAAGCUUGAGCGUGGUCGCUGAGUAGGUAUGUAAUAUGGUUCUCUAUAUGGCGGCUGAUUUUGGGUGGUGUUGGAGGUUCUGGUUGAAGUUGUCAGUGGAUAUUACAACGUUGGUGUUGGUCGCACAUAUAGCAUUCGUUCGUAGAGUCCCAGAACCUGCUCUUUAAUUGGCAGAUGACUAUUUUAGGGUUUGGGUUUGGCAUGGUAGU